Molecule: messenger RNA, 4406 nt
Organism: Antechinus flavipes (yellow-footed antechinus)
Lineage: Eukaryota; Metazoa; Chordata; Mammalia; Dasyuromorphia; Dasyuridae
Gene: HOXC5
Product: homeobox C5
Exons: 2
Coding region: 2513-3181 (222 amino acids)
Biological process (GO): anterior/posterior pattern specification; embryonic skeletal system morphogenesis; regulation of transcription by RNA polymerase II
Cellular component (GO): nucleus
Molecular function (GO): DNA-binding transcription factor activity, RNA polymerase II-specific; RNA polymerase II cis-regulatory region sequence-specific DNA binding
Source: RefSeq, a predicted model, not a curated record
GCCUCCCCUGGCGGCUGCUUUCCCCCAGCCCCAGUUCCAGUCCCUGCAAACUCCCAUUCCCUUCUGGUUUCCUCUCAGAAACCCCAGAAGCAGGAUCCCCGAAACAUUCUCUCUCGGCUUCCUCUUUGUCCUACUCUGAGCUAAGAAAAGCUCCCUUCUCUCCCUUUCCCGGGAAAAGGCAGUCUUCAAUUCCCACCCUCCCCCCGCAAGAAAAAUAUCGAAUUUUUCAUUGGAAAAAUGCUUUCUAAAAGUCAAUUAAUUCGGGUUGGAAUCAAACCCCAUUCCCAGAGUUUCCUUAAAGACUCCAAAUCUUGAAGAUUUACCUCCUGACCCCACCUUCCCCCCCAAAAAAAUAAAAUCCGGGAAAAAAAAAGAAGUUCCCUCCAGGCGCAGAGCUUCCCAGAAGAGAGAAAGAGCUGGCAAGCUGACCCCUGAACUAGGGGCCAGCUGAGGCGAAAUGUGUCGGAGGCAGAGAAAGGUGAAGAAAAGAUUUGGAGUUAUUUCGCAAAGGAUCUGGCAAUUCAAGGACGCUUAAAAAACUAAAGCCUGGACAUUGAGUUUUCUUCUGCUGGGACUCAGCUAUAAGGGCAAAAAUACAUCUUUCUUCACUUGCCCCUCAUCAGCACCCCAAUCCUCCUUCUCUCUCAGAUUCCCCUUCACACUCCUAAAUCUGGUUGAAGAGCAAAGUUCACCCCGGUCUUUCUCCCUGCUGGGCUUCCCUCCUGCCUUGCUUAGAAAUCCUGAUCCAAAUUGGGGAGGAAAUCCUUUCCCCAGUGAAUUGGAAUGUUGAGAUGGGGUCUUCAAGAGGAAUGAAAAGCCAAGAAGAUUCCCCAAACUCCAGACAUCCCAGGCAGCUACCAGAGCUUUGAUUUUUCUCAAUCCAGGGCAGAGAUUCGGGAAGGAAGGAAAGAAGGAAGGAAGGAAGGAAGGAAGGAAGGAAGGAAGGAAGGAAGGAAGGAAGGAAGGAAGGAAGGAAGGAAGGAAGGAAGGAAGGAAGGAAGGAAGGAAGGAAGGAAAGAAUGUGAUUUGGAGUUGGGGGAAAAGGAAUGAAAACCAACAAAUACCCUAAUGGGAUCUCCUCCAACUCAGAAAUUAUGCCCUGCCCUUCUUGAUUUGGGACCUCUUCUGGCUGGCUGCUCCCCCAGAUCUCUCUGCUCCCCAAAGUCGUCUCCCUUCUCUAUCAUGUUCCCCCCCUCUUUCUCCAAAGAAACCCACACUUUGUAGAGUUUGACUUUUAGGGAUCUACUCCAGAAGACCUUAGGCCUUAGGAAGUGUCUGCCUGCAGACACCUGCCCCGAAGGGUAGAAAAUAUUUAUGGGGAUUUUUGCAAAUCCCAUUUUCCUGUGACUUCACAUAAUAUCUAUUUUCUAUGCAUAUAAAUACACAUUGAAUACAUGUGUGUUACAUUCACAUUGAUACCACUUUCUUUAUUCAAACCACAUUCGUUUACAGGCUUUUGUGUCUGACUUCUCAUAAAACACCCAUCACCUAUAGUACCAUCACUAAAUUACUCUAAUUCCUACUGUGGGUUUGGAUAUGAGUAUGUGUAGAGUGACGUCUAAUCAAAAUGAUUUUCUCCUUACCUCCAAGCCCUUGUUAGACAUCCUCUCAGUCUACUUUGGCUUUCACAACACCCACCUCAGCUUCCCCAACUCUUAUAGAACCCGGCAUUCCCCUUCCCCAAAUAUCCCUGAGUGGCUGGACUCCCCCUUCCAAAUCUUGUCGUUUUGGAAACCUAAUCAGCUCUUUUUGUUCCUCCUCCUUUCCCAAGGCAAAAGAUUUAGGUCCUUUUAAUUAGGAAACGGGGAAAUAGAUCCACUUCCCCACUAAAUGAAGGGUUUAGCAUCUACUCCCCUUUCAAUUCUUCCCCCUUCUCCAACACACGCACAAAUUCCUGUAAACUAGCUCAUUCCAGCGAACCUAGAAGGCCCUGGGGAAGGGAGGGGCGACGAUCUAUUCAGAAAAGCCCCUCUGCGCAUCCUAAAUGAGGCCCCAUCUUUCCUUAAAAUUAAAUACAAUUUAAAAGGCCAACUCAGGGGGGUUUGUGUAAAACAGCACAGCUUCUCUUCGCUAGGGUAGAAAAAUCCACCCAGGAGAGGCGAGGAUGACAAGCCAGGAUGCAAUACUGCCGAGCCUACGCCAGGUGUCGCUGUGGACUCGUUGUCCCCGCUACCCCCUAAUUCCACCAACCAUUUUUUUUUUUCUCCCCCUUCUCUCCCUUUCUCUCGAUCCCUCUCCCCUCGGUUGGGCUGUGCCAACAUAUCAAGAUGCGUUUCGCCGGCUUCCAUCACUAACCUCCCGGAGGUCAUCAAGCCAAAUUUAUGAGUGGCCGCCCGAGUCACGUGACUCUAUUUAAGGAUCCCUUAUUUGGAAAGCGCGCAUAGGAUAAAGAAAGAGAUAUCUCCACCUAUAAAUUGUGCACUUUGGAGAACAAAAAACCCCUCAACUUCAAAGAGUCACAAAUCACCCUUAAUCAAAAAGGGUGCAGAAAUUUUUUUCGUCCCUCCCCGCCAUGAGCUCCUACGUAGCCAAUUCAUUCUAUAAGCAAAGCCCUAAUAUUCCUGCCUAUAGCAUGCAAACUUGUGGGAACUAUGGAUCUGUCUCAGAGGUGCAGCCAUCCAGGUACUGCUACAGUGGAUUGGACUUAAGCAUCACUUUCCCACCGCCUGCUCCUUCCAACUCUCUUCACGGGUUAGACAUGGCUGCCACUCCUAGACCUCACCCAGACCGACCCGCCUGUACCACGGUGGCAGCUCCGGGACACGCUCUGGGCAGAGACGAACCGGCUCCUCUAAACCCCGGGAUGUACAAUCAGAAGGCGGCUCGCCCGGCGCUGGAGGACAGAUCUAAGGGGAGUGGGGAGAUCAAGGAAGAACAGGCUCAGACUGGGCAGCCCGCAGGACUGAGCCAGCCACCGGCCCCGCCACAAAUAUACCCGUGGAUGACCAAACUCCACAUGAGCCACGAGACAGACGGCAAGCGAUCCAGAACCAGUUACACGCGCUACCAGACUUUGGAAUUAGAGAAAGAAUUUCACUUUAACCGCUACCUCACCCGCCGAAGGCGAAUUGAGAUCGCCAACAACUUGUGUCUCAACGAGAGACAGAUCAAGAUCUGGUUCCAGAACCGAAGGAUGAAAUGGAAGAAGGAUUCCAAAUUAAAAAGCAAAGAGGCUCUUUAAAGGGAAGAGGGAGAUGUGGGAUAUGACAAUCCCUUCAAAUAGUUUCUCUAGUUGGCUUGAAUCUACCUUGGGGAAACUUUUCAUUUUCUUUUUUCCUGUUUUUUUUUUCUUGUUGUUGUUUGUUUGUUUGUUUUGUGUGUGUGUGUGCGUGUGUGUGUGUGAAAAUUUUUUAGGAGUGGGAGUAGAGGUAUAUGUGUGUGUGUUGGAGCUGGGAGGAUUUGUCACGGACUCUCCCAACCCUGCAGACAAAAGCGGUUUUCGAUUAGCAUUCAGCUUUCCAACUGCAGCUUGGCUCAGAGUGUGCAGUUGUGUUCAUUCACUUCUUCAGUCUGUCUCCCUAAAUCCUCCGGGCGACCCAAUAACCCAGUGAAAUCUCCGUAGGGGGUCUAACUAAAAUUAUCUAGACAUAUCAGACCGGGACUGUCUGAUGGCUAAGUGUGGGGAAAGAGAGAACUCUUUGCCUUCGAAAUCCUUUUCCCGAAUCUCGCCGCCACCAGUUAAGGAAGCAGCCAAGAACCCCCUACCCCCAGCAUCUUGUCCCCUUCAUCUCUGGCUACAUUUCCUGACGGAGAGGCUGGCAGUGGUCUGUUCGGGGUUGGGUGAUUUCAACUCCGUCCCUGCAACUUCUUUGGGGCAGAGUCACCUCCUUUGGGCUCGAAAUGUGUUAACCCCCCCCCCCUUCAGUCGACCUCCAGCCUUUCUUUGUUCGAGGGGGCCCUGCUACAGAGCUGGCGUUGGGACCAGGCCCAGGCCGUAUCUUUUCCUCAGUGCGUAUGGGUGAUGGUCUGAUUGUGUGCGUGAGUGGGUUAUUUUCUGGGGGGGUAUUUUGUUUGUUAAACUAGAUUUUCAUUAUUUUUUUAUGAUUUACAUAUGAAAGGGGAAAAAUUUUAAUGAACUUUGGACUCCCUCUUUGGGCCCUCUCAAUGUCCCUAAGCAUUCUUCCUUUCAGUUUUGGGAAAAACGGACACCCCAAACCAGUUCCCCGCAUGCCAAGGGCCGUCUCCCCGGAGUCCCUGCACUGUUUGUAUGUAUUGGGGUCUACUUUCAUGUGAUAUGCUCUCUGACUCCAGUAUCAACUCUUGGUGACCAUGUAGUCCUUUCCUGGCAACUUUUUUUGGGGGAAAUUCCCCCGUCACCCACCUAUUUAUUGACUCCGGGUCCAUUAUGAAACUAUAUUUUGUCAUAUUGAAUAAAGACCAAUAGACAUAAAAUCCGAAGACAGACA